Molecule: messenger RNA, 2651 nt
Organism: Psammomys obesus (fat sand rat)
Lineage: Eukaryota; Metazoa; Chordata; Mammalia; Rodentia; Muridae
Gene: Lsm10
Product: LSM10, U7 small nuclear RNA associated
Exons: 2
Coding region: 181-543 (120 amino acids)
Biological process (GO): mRNA 3'-end processing by stem-loop binding and cleavage
Cellular component (GO): cytoplasmic U snRNP body; nuclear body
Molecular function (GO): U7 snRNA binding; histone pre-mRNA DCP binding
Source: RefSeq, a predicted model, not a curated record
CGAGUGAGGGGCUCAGGGCGCGCUGGGACUCGAGCGGCCUCUUUCCCGGGCUCACAGGCUGCAAACUCCUUUUCCCACCCUUAACGCGCGGUGAGGAGUGGGAGUCACUCGCCACCCGGGUUUUCCGGAUGGGACUAACAAGCUUGGCCGCUAGUGUGAGCAGCCAGCCAGCGUGGAGCCAUGGCACUGAGCCACUCAGUGAAGGAGCGCACCAUCUCGGAGAACAGCCUCAUCAUCCUGUUGCAGGGCCUCCAGGGCCAGAUCACCACUGUGGACCUUCGAGACGAGAGCGUGGCCCGAGGACGCAUUGACAACGUGGAUGCUUUCAUGAACAUCCGCCUGGCCAACGUCACCUACACUGACCGCUGGGGGCAUCGGGUUGAGCUGGAUGACCUCUUUGUGACAGGUCGAAACGUCCGCUACGUCCAUAUCCCGGAUGACGUGAACAUCACUGCCACCAUCAAGCAGCAGCUGGAGAUCAUCCACCGUGUGCGAAACUUUGGUGGUCAAGGUCGGAGAGAGUUUCCCUCCAAAAGGCCUUGAGGCCGUGUCCUCAUUAAGGUUCCUUACCUCCAGUGUUCUGAGCCAGCACCCUGCCAUCCUCUCCUCCCAGUGACCUGGUGUCUUGAAAGACACCUGUCACGGCUGCUUUUCAAUGGGUUCCACUUUUCAGACACAAUUGGGACCCAGAGUUUCUUCUAUCUGUGGCCUUGGGGUAGGUGAUAAUCCCUCUUUUUGAGCCUUUGCAUCUGGAAUCUCCGUCUACUGACUGACCACAUCUAUCAAGGAGUAAUCAACUCUGUCAGUGAGGAUUAUUGAGAAUGAAUCACUUCUAAUUCCCCGUUUCUCUUGACACUUGUUUCUUUUCUCAUAAAACCAAACUUGGAUUCAUACAAGGCUGUGCCUGGUGUGUGCUGAGCAGGCUUCUUCUGGCUCCUGUGGAGUUCAGAAGGCUGGAAAGCACAGGAGGCUUUACUUGGUCUAGAAUGUGGCCCAGGCAGUAAGGCUUGAGCUUUCCCAGGUAUCAUGAAGGAAGCUAGUGGAAAGUAGCCUUUCUGUUGAGAGUUCUUGAGGCCCUUGAGUCUUACUGCUAUUGACUGAAGCCGAGUGUCUGGAUACCCUGGGCCCUUCCUGCAGCCUGGAGAGUUCAGCAAACAAAAACUCAGUCCCAGCCAGGCAUCUCCGUUCACACAUGUAAUCCCAGCUUUCAGGAGGACCAUCUUGGGCUAAGAGUGAUGUCCUCUUUAAAAACCAAAACAUACUGGUUGUAGUGAAUACGGUAGGAUUUUCUGAAGGAGUCGGAGGCAAGAGGGUCCUGAGUUUGAGGCCAGUCUGUUCUAUAUACUUUAGCCGGGUGGUGGUAGUGCACACCUUUGGGAGCACUACCAAAGCACUUGGGAGGCAGAGGCAAGAGGAUUUCUGAGUUCAAGGCCCACUCGGACUGUAGAGUGAGUUCCAGGACAGCCAGGGCUACACAGAGAAGCGCAGUCUCGAAAAAAAAAAAAAAAAAAACAGCUCAAGAAGAAAGAAAAUGGUCUGAGGAAAUAAAACAGAUGGACAGGGAGUGAAAACUGCUAUGCAGAGAUCUUGAGUUGGAAAAGCUUGUGGGGAAUAGAAGUUCUAUGUGUGUAAGAACUAUGUGUGUGUGUGGGCAGGAAGAGAUGAGUAAAUGAUCUCAGGCUGUGAGCUCUAAGGACUGAUUACAGUUUCUCUUGAGAGGAGGCCUUGCUGGAGAUUGACCGCAGGUCCUAUGCUAAGCACAAAGUCUAUCAGCUGAACUACAUCCCAGGCCCCGGGUUCCAAUUUCUGAGACCCUGCCUCCAGGAAAAAAAAAAAAAAAAGAGAGAAUUUUUCUUUAAGUUACUCUACCUUCUGUUUUGCCCGUGUCAGAGCUUCAGAAACUUAAAGACUUUACCAGCCCCCUUAAUUUCUUUGUUUGGACCCUAGGGUCUUUUCUUCCCUGGUAGGGAAGUCUCAUUAGGGGGUUUUCUAAUGAGCGUCCACUGAGAUUCUGCGGUUGAUACCAAUCCUGAAAUGUUGCUGCCCCCUGACCAGAAGACCCCGUCCAUCAGUCACUCCUGACCCAAAUGUUAUUUUAUUUUAUUUUUUGAGACAAGGAAUCACUGUGUAGCCCUGACUGUCCUGGAACAUGAAGACCAGGCUAGCCUCAAACUCACAGAACUCCACCUGCCUUUGCCUCCCGAGUGCUGGGAUUGAAGGCAUGGGUCACCUCAAGCUCCUGGAAUUUUUUUUUUUUUCAUGUGUAUGGGUGUUCUGCCUGCAUACAUGUCCAGGUACCAUAUCUAUACCUGGUAUCCUCAGAUGUCAGAAGAAGACAUUGGCUCCCCUAUAUCUGGAUUAGGGAUAGUUAACGCUCGCCAUGUAGAUGCUGGGAAUUUAGUCUGGGUCCUGUGUAAGACCAAACAGUGCUGUACAAUGCUGAGCUGUCUCUCCAGCACCAGACCUUUUCUUUUUUCUUCUCCCCUCCUCUCCCUCCCUCCCACUUCUCCUCCCUUUUUCUUUUCUUUUCAAGACAGUUCCUCUAUGAAGCCCUGGGUUGGCUUGGAAUUCAUGUGGACCAGACUGGCCUCCAACUUCCUGCUUCUGCCUCUAUCUCUGAAGUGCUGGGAUUAAAGAUAAGUUCCAUCACA